This is a messenger RNA of Coturnix japonica (Japanese quail), 5760 nucleotides long. RefSeq names its product iodothyronine deiodinase 2 (gene DIO2). Gene Ontology annotation, molecular function: thyroxine 5'-deiodinase activity. Gene Ontology annotation, biological process: thyroid hormone metabolic process. The record is from RefSeq and is a predicted model, not a curated record. Lineage: Eukaryota; Metazoa; Chordata; Aves; Galliformes; Phasianidae.
CAAGCUAGAACUCCAGAGGAGAAAGCACUUUGCACCAUAGGCAGAUAGCAAGAGAGAGGGCGAGAGGAGGAAGGCAGGAUCGGAGUGAGGGAGGGGGGAGAGAGGGAAAGAGAGGGUGGAGGAAGGGAGGAAGGAACAGAAAGUUUGUAUGCCCAUAAACCUUUUCUAACAAAAGUGUUGCAGCACCUGGUAGCUAGCUUUACUGACACAGGAGCGGGAGGUCUGCUCAGGGCUUAAAUAGCUGAGAGACAAUGGGAUAGCGCUGGAAAGUUAACAAUUAACAAUCUCAGCUUAAAUUUGGUAUGUGCAGGGAGCUGGAAACACAGCUGCUUCUCCCUUCAGCAAAAUCAGAAGGUCUCCUAGUUAAGGGAAGAACUUCUGUUAAAAUCUUAGUUUCUGAAAAUUAAGCAGCUUUAAGCUGAAUCAGUAUCAUGCAGUUAUGGUUUUAACCAGCCUGCUCAUAUUUAACCAUCUCUGCUCAUUUUGAAGAGUGAGACGGAGGGAGGCUAAUGAGGCUUUUAAUAAGCUUUUUACUUCUGUAAAUGAGAGUACAGGGCAAAAAAGGGAGCUGAAUUCAUCCGGCAGAAGACAAGCAGCAAGGAAGAUGGGUCUGUUAAGUGUGGAUUUGCUGAUCACGCUUCAGAUCUUGCCGGUCUUUUUCUCCAAUUGCCUCUUCCUUGCGCUGUAUGACUCUGUGAUCCUCCUGAAGCACAUGGUGCUGUUUCUGAGCCGCUCCAAGUCUGCGCGCGGUGAGUGGCGGAGGAUGCUGACCUCGGAGGGGCUGCGCUGCGUCUGGAACAGCUUCCUCCUGGACGCCUACAAGCAGGUCAAACUCGGAGGAGAAGCUCCAAACUCCAGCGUAAUCCACAUAGCCAAGGACAAUGAUGGCAGCAGUAGUGGCUGGAAGAGUGUUGGUGGCAAGUGUGGAACCAAGUGCCGUCUUCUGGAUUUUGCCAACUCUGAGCGGCCACUGGUGGUUAAUUUUGGCUCAGCUACCUGACCACCGUUCACAAGCCAGCUGUCUGCCUUCAGCAAGCUGGUGGAAGAGUUCUCUGGUGUGGCUGACUUUCUGUUGGUCUACAUCGACGAGGCUCAUCCAUCAGAUGGCUGGGCUGCUCCUGGUAUCUCCCCAUCUUCCUUUGAAGUUAAGAAGCACAGGAAUCAGGAAGAUCGAUGUGCAGCUGCUCACCAGCUCCUGGAACGCUUCUCUUUGCCACCUCAGUGCCAAGUGGUGGCUGACUGCAUGGACAACAAUGCCAAUGUGGCCUAUGGAGUUUCAUUUGAGAGGGUAUGCAUUGUGCAGAGACAAAAAAUCGCCUACCUGGGAGGUAAAGGCCCCUUUUUCUACAAUCUUCAGGAGGUUCGUCUUUGGUUGGAACAAAACUUCAGCAAAAGAUGAAAUCCAUUCUCUACAGAAGAUGUGUCAACAGAUGUGUCCCCUUAAGGUGAUGUAAAAGGGAAAUAAGGAAAAUAUAUGCUGGUUUGAAUAAGGUCUUUCAGGUGAUUGCAGGAGAACAAUCGAUAACAAGGUCAAAGUAGGAGAAGAACCAACUCACAUAAACAUUAUUGUUAAGAGAAGAGUCCCACUCCUGCACUCCCUAUGGGACAGGAAAGGUGAAGAGGCUCUGGAGGGAACAUACUGCUGGUGUGCAGGAAUAGAGACAUGGUAAUAUUUGUCUUCUAGAGGAACUCAUCUUGUGAAGUGUCGAUGCUGGGGUGAGCUGGAAGCCUUGCUACCUGCAAGACAGUCCAUGGACAGUAAAUGCUGUGCAUUUCAUCAAUAGCACUUCUUUACUUUCCUGUGGCCAAUGCAAGCAAUUUUGAAGAAGCCAGGGUCUUGCAAUGACUUUGCAUAGAAAUGCAGUCGAGUGUGGCAUUCCUCCUCUCUUGUUAAAGAUUUUCUUAUUUAGAGACUACACGAACCAUCAUGCAAUGCAUUCUGCAUGCACAUGAUUGCUCAGAUCAAGAUGAAACAUUGUAUGCUGGUAUCUGUACUCUCUAUGGACAUCUCUGCACAGCAUAUUAACGAUGCAACUCUAUCUAUAUGUUUGCAUUCAAUAGGUAGGCCUGUGCCUGCUGAAAAAGAUAUUAAAGUCUUUGAAGUUGUACCAAAAAGAGAAAGGUGAUCAGUUAAGCCACUUUGAAAACUAAAAUCUUGGACUGUUUGUAACAACACAGUAAGAAUCAUCUACUACUGGUAUCAUGAGACAAAACUCAGUUGAUGCCAUCUCCUGGUUCUCAGAGCUGGCAGCAGCAUGCAUUUAUCGAUAUUCUCUCAUUCUCUCUCUUUCUUUUCCCCCUUGAACUCUUUCUGUCUAGAACUAAUCUUAAAGAUUGCUUCAUUUUUAGGUUUUUUAAAAAUAACUUAUUUCUCUCUCUGUUUGUUGUUGUUUGUUUGUUUGUUUGUUUUUUAUUUUAGUUUUAUUUGAGUUAAUGACAAUACAGAUGCAUUUUGGGGAUGGGGGAUCUUAUAUACAACAUACUUUACCUCACUGAAAUGAAAAACUAUCCUGUCCCUUAACCUGUUAAAUGUAGUCAAGCUAAUUUUUGCUGUCUUAGAUACUUGCAAUCAGUUUAUAGAUAGAUUAGCUUAGCUGAAAGUGAAGUAGUUUGCAACCUCAACAUUAAUGAACUCCACUUCUGCUCUUGGAUGAGACAGUAAUCUGUGUUUGUUUCACUCAUGCUCUCAAGAGCUUUCUCAGAAAAGCAGGGAGGACGGUCUGUGUGAAUAAAUGUGAGUAAGUGUGAAAGAUGGCAGAAUUUUCAUAGGAAUGGGUCUGAGGAAUAUUUUUAAUUAUGUUUUAAGAAAUGAUGUCAGUGUAGAGUAGACAUUAAAUUUAGGAAUACUAAAAACUAAAAUGUUUUCAUUAACCCGAUAAAGGGGCAUGUUUACAAUGAGCUGUUAGAGCUUCGAUGUGAAAGCUCUUAAGAUGAGACUGACUAUCAAGUAUUUUCUCAGCUUUGACAGAAACAUGAAACAGAUAAACAGGAUAAGCUGGCAAAACUCAAAUUAGUUCCUUUAAUUUCUCAUCCUGCCAACUAUCAGGAAGACGAUGUAUUAGUACAAACAUAUGAAAGAACAAAAACAUAUGAAAGAGUAUGUGUGUGUUUAUGCAUAUAUUUAUGUAUGCAUAUAAAUAUACAUUGUAUGUUUGUAUGUAUGCAUAUGUAUGUAUGCAAGUGGUAUAAGUGGUGCCUAAGGCCAAUAAUAAUAAUCAUUAUGUCCUUCCAUUCAUUAAUGAUACUGUAACUCAUGGCUCAGCAUGAAAGAUUGCUGUUUGUCCUCAUGUCUAAAUGUGGUCACUGAAUUUUGAAAUCCCAAUAUUACAAAAGUAAUGACAUAGCUGAACUCCUUGGUUUAUUUAAUCCAGUGUCCUGCCUCUGACUGGAUCAGAUGCUUCAUGGGAAGGUGCAAUAAUUUCUUCUGGAACUUUUGUAAUUUUUAGAUGUUAUUGGUUUUGUUACAUCUAAUGUCAUCACUGAUGUCUCCUUAUCUCUAUGAGAGGCUAAUCCAGAAUUAUGAGACCUAGAUAUUUCUUGAAGUGUAAAUUCUAAAAUCAAACCCCAUUUUAAGAUUUGAAUUAGCUGCUCAGAUGUCAUUCUCAUCUCCUCCUCUUGUACAUCAGAAAGGUAUAAAAAACAGUGUUCUCAGUUUUCUUUUGUAUGUCAGUGCUUACAUUUUUUACAUAGAAAUUUACACAUUGGUUUACAUUUGGCUUAUUUUUUCUUAAGCCAAACAAUAAGUCACAUUGUAUAGGUUCAUAUUCUUUGCCUUUUUCUGAAUCUCUUCUGUUUUUGCUACACUGUUCUUUUACUCAGGUGAGUAGAGCUGUGAAUAUUAGUCCAAGUGAAAGCAUGCAUUGGUGUAUCCAGCACAGCAUCUUUUCCUUAGUAUAUUUUUAGUCAUCUGAAAGUUCAUAAAUCUUCAUAUCCUUUGUAAAACUCAGAGUAGCAAGUUUUUUCUUUCCAUCUUUUCUUCCCUAUAGUAUAGAUGAAAUCUCAACUGUUUAUUUGGGAAACGGUUAGCACAGCUGUUAAAACAUACCUUUAGCUUGGAGAAGGGAAUCUGACUUAGUUAUUCAAUUAGUUAAUACCUUUUUGUGUACCUAAAGUUCCAGUUAAUUUUCAAGUCCAUUUUCUUUUUCCUUUUGGAUUAUUGUUAUUUUGCUUUAGUGCAGUAUCUUGUUAUUCAUAGGUGCCUGUUCAUCACACAGUAUAAAGGAAUUAUAAAAUUGGCUUCUUUAAAUGGGAAAUCCACAAGGAUUUUUCACAAGAAAAAAUACACAAUAACUUAAUUUCUUUCUUGGCAACAUGAAUGCUUUACUCAGCCCAAAAUUUAAAGAUGGUUCAGCCUCAAUGAAUAUCAAGACGGAAAUACAUUCUGUAAAUGCUUAAAUUUCCCCAGGAAAUUUGCAGUCAGUAAGGAAGAGAAAUAUUUCAAAAAGAAAUAGGCUUAGAGUAAAAUAUAUGUUCUGUAAAGUGUGUGAUAGACAGACAAGGUCUUCAACUUUUUCUUGACAAGAUUGAAAUAUAGAAAAGGUUUGAAAUUAAACUCUAUACAAUUUCUGUAGUUGAUGAAAGAAGAGGCAUAUCAGAUACAUGAAAUUGUCACGUAACUGUGGUCUAUUUCAUAUCCAGGCAGAAUGUUUGCUACCUUGUUAGCAUUCUGUUUCAUCAUUAGUCUAGUCUACUGUGAGGUUGGAUUUGCUUUUAUCUUUUACUCUCACUGUUUGAGGGCACUAAACCACAUUACCCAAGGUGCUUCAGUAUGACAUACUUAUUGAGCAAUAGCUUGCCAAAUAGGUGCCUGAAAGUAUUUUGGAAGGCUAGUGUCUGUAAUAGAGGCUCUGAUACUGUGCCUCAAUAUUAGUAUGGGAAGCUUCCAGUGCUUUUUCUUUUUGAGCAUUGUAAAUAGCCAUUCUGGACUAUCAUUCUACUUUGUUCUGUGCUUAGCAUCAUUACUUAGCACUGUAUAAAAUGAAUGUAAAACAUUUUGUACAGAAAACAAUAGCAUUUUGCUGUUGCUUGUGUGGACAAUGACAUAAACUUAAGGCAGCAGGAAAGCAUGCUCUUCUUUAGAAAGAAGGAAAGAUAUUCCAAAACAUGUUGUUGAACAACUGUCUGAACACUUAGAAAAUGCAGCCAUUUGUAUGACAGUGAUCUUGGUGGGAAAAUCCAUAAAGCUUCUUGGAAAGGUAUCAGUGAUUCUUUCAGAUGUGUGUGGGGAUGGAGGUUAUGUUUCUGUAUGUGUGAAAGUGGCUUUUCUGUGAUGUGGAGUAUAGGUUUAAUGGUAUUUCAGACUUUCAUUCAAUACUAUAACCAAAGCAAUAAGAGGUAUCAGGUAGGGAAUACUGGCCAGUUUUGUUCAGCUCUACACCAUGUCAGUGCUGGAUCCAUGUUCAGUUACCUAUGGACCCAGAGACUUCAGAAAAGAGAGGGUGGGAUGAAACUGGAAUGCUUGUGUGUUUAUGAAGAGUACUAACAAAAGAGUAAUUGACUCAGUUAGUGUUCAGAUGCUCUCACACUGGUGUUCCUCUAUGCACCUUGGUGCCUCUGUGUUUGAAAAGAGGGGAGUCUCUUUAAGGGCCAUUAACAACAUUUCUGGGGUGUAGAUGCCUGUGUGUACUGAUUAUGUGUGUCAUUGUUUAAAUGUCAAAAAUAGGAGAACCAGCAAAAUUUUGUUACAUUAUGGUGCUCCAUGAAAUAUGCUUUCUUGAUUUCUUUUAUUUUUUCUCUCAUAAUAAACUAUAAACAAAAACA